UGAGAGUGAGAAACUGAGGAAAUAUCUGGGAGUGGACAAUGAUCGGGAAGUCUUACUUCGUCCUCUCACUUCUCCAAGAGGGAGCAGCACAGGAAGAGGUCAUUCAGCCCAAGCAGAGCAUGUGGGCAGUUCCUCCCCAGGCGAGCAGUCGGACAGGUCCUGGAGCUUGAGAGUGAGAAGCUGAUGGAAUAUCUGGGAGUGGACUAUGAUCGGGAAAUCUUACUUCUUCCUCUCACUUCUCCAAGAACUUGAAAGUGAGAAACUGAUGAAACAUCUGAGAGUGGACAAUGAUCGGGAAAUCUUACUUCCUCCUGUCGCUUCUCCAAGUUGGACUGUCACAAGAGUGGAAAGGCGACACUCCACGAGAGGUGACAGCGCAGGAAGGUUCGUGUGUACAGAUUCCAUGUCAUUACAGUUAUCCAUCACGUUUGGAAAACCAACCACGAGUCGGAGUCUGGUUUAAUAACAAGAAUCAGAUUCCUGGAUCUCCCAUAGCCUUUCACUCCAAAGAUCACAGUCACGAGUUACCACGGUUCCACCAUCGGACCCGGCUGUCUGGAGACCUGAAAGAUGGCGACUGUUCCCUGAUUAUAAACAACAUCAGACGGGAAGAUGCAGGACCUUAUUUUUUCAGAAUAGAAUUUGACAGAAGUAAUAGAUACAACUACUAUACUGUAACCCAGCUUCACGUUUCUGAUUUCACAGAUAAACCCACGAUAUUCCCUGCUGAAAUUAUUGCAGGAAAAUGUGUGGAUGUAAGAUGCACCUUCAACACAACGUGCAAUGGAAUAGCAGCACCUGUCUUAACCUGGGACACUCCCACUGACGUACCUGGAUCAGUCUCAAACACUGCAACUCAGCAUAGUGUCACUCUGACCUAUACUUCUGUUCUGACCCUGAUCCCAUCACUCAAACACCACGGACACACUCUCAGCUGCAGAGUGAGAUAUCCAUCUGUUUCAUCAGAGCGGACCCUCCUACUAACUGUGCAAUAUGCACCACAGAAUCUCUCAAUUAAUUCUCUUGAUAUGAUUAACGCUUCAUCAAUCAAUAUAAUUGAGGGGAAUUCUGCAGUGAUAAUCUGCUCUGUCGAGAGCUUCCCAGCUUCUAACCUGACGUGGCAACAUCUUAAUGUCCCAAUGAACAGAACAAGUUCUAACAAUGUGCUGUGGUUGGUGAUUCCUCACGUUACAUCCAGGGACACUGGAGACUAUCAGUGUGUGGCAGAGAAUGAACAUGGAGCAGUGGAGGGGUUCAUAACUAUCACUGUGGAACAUACACCACGGAAUCUCUCAAUUACUUCUCUUGAUAUGAUUAAUGCUUCAUCGAUCAAUAUAAUUGAGAGGAAUUCUACAGCGAUAAUCUGUUCUGUCGAGAGCUUCCCAGCUUCUAACCUCACGUGGCGACAUCUUAAUGUCCCAAAGAACAGAACAAGUUCCAACAAUGAGCUGUGGUUGGUGAUUCCACACGUUACAUCCAGGGACACUGGAGACUAUCAGUGUGUGGCAGAGAAUGAACAUGGAGCAGUGGAGGGGUUCAUAACCAUCACUGUGGAACAUGCACCACAGAAUCUCUCAAUUAAUUCUCUUGAUAUGAUUAACGCUUCAUCGAUCAAUAUAAUUGAGGGGAAUUCUGCAGUGAUAAUCUGCUCUGUCGAGAGCUUCCCAGCUUCUAACCUCACGUGGCGACAUCUUAAUGUCCCAAAGAACAGAACAAGUUCCAACAAUGAGCUGUGGUUGGUGAUUCCUCACGUUACAUCCGGGGACACUGGAGACUAUCAGUGUGUGGCAGAGAAUGAACAUGGAGCAGUGGAGGGGUUCAUAACCAUCACUGUGGAAUAUGCACCACGGAAUCUCUCAAUUAAUUCUCUUGAUAUGAUUAACAUUUCAUCGAUCAAUAUAAUUGAGGGGAAUUCUGCAGUGAUAAUCUGCUCUGUCGAGAGCUUCCCAGCUUCUAACCUCACGUGGCGACAUCUUAAUGUCCAAAUGAACAGAACAAGUUCCAACAAUGAGCUGUGGUUGGUGAUUCUUCACGUUACAUCCAGGGACACUGGAGACUAUCAGUGUGUGGCAGAGAACGAACGUGGAGCAGUGGAGGGGUCCAUAACCAUCACUGUGGAACAUGCACCACAGAAUCUCUCAAUUAAUUCUCUUGAUGUGAUUAACGUUUCAUCGAUCAAUAUAAUUGAGGGGAAUUCUGCAGUGAUAAUCUGCUCUGUCGAGAGCUUCCCAGCUUCUAACCUGACGUGGCGACAUCUUAAUGUCCCAAUGAACAGAACCAGUUCCAACAUGCUGCACUGGAGUCUCGGUAUCAGCUCCGAUUCUGUGUUGAAGGAAGGUAAGCUCCGGAUCAACAAGUCCCUGAAUUAG
Messenger RNA from Carcharodon carcharias (great white shark), 2369 nucleotides. Its product is annotated as sialic acid-binding Ig-like lectin 10. The coding region runs from base 288 to 2369 and encodes 693 amino acids. NCBI's taxonomy places the organism in Eukaryota, Metazoa, Chordata, Chondrichthyes, Lamniformes, Lamnidae. The transcript is spliced from 12 exons. The record is from RefSeq and is a predicted model, not a curated record.